Acanthosepion pharaonis is the source of this 795-nucleotide messenger RNA. The record is from the annotation of a GenBank genome assembly. Lineage: Eukaryota; Metazoa; Mollusca; Cephalopoda; Sepiida; Sepiidae.
AUGUUGGACAAUGGAGUGAAGAACUACCAUGACAGCAGCACUUCCCAAGUCUUGAUGGACAACGUACAGGAGGACUUCAAGUGCUGUGGCUCGACAAGGGGUUUUGAAGAUUACCAAAAAAGCAGUUACUUCCCCAAGUCUUGCUUGAAAGCUUACUACAAUACUCCUUGUAAAGAUAAGCUGGUGAGGUACUUUACAGAAUACAUGAUGAUUAUUGCUGGUGUGGCAAUUGUCUAUUUAUUUAUAUCUCUCUUAAUCUAUUCAUAUCUAUCUACCUGCCUAUAUCUAUCUCUCUUAGUCUAUUCAUAUCUAUCUACCUGCCCAUAUCUAUCUCUCUUAGUCUAUUCAUAUCUAUCUAUCUAUCUAUCUAUUUCAUGUAUUUCUAUCUAUCUAUCUAUCUAUCUAUCUAUCUAUCUAUCUUCUAUUCAUAUUUAUUCAUGUAUUAUUUCUUUUUUCUUUUGUAUUUUCUUAGUUUUUCCUUCUAGUUGCCUUUUUGUUGUUUCUUUCUUUUUCAGUUUUUGGAUCACACUGGUUCCUUUGUUUUUUCUUUCUUUCUUUCUUUCUCUCUUUCUUUCUCUCUUUCUUUCUCUCUUUCUUUCUCUCUUUUAUUUUUGCUUUUUUCCUUCUUUUUUGUUUCCUUUUCUUAUUUUUAGUCUUUUUUGUCUUUCUUAUUCAAUUUUUCAACUCUCUUUAGAGCCAUUAAUUAAUUUCUUAAAUAUUGGGAAUGAUAUUCUCAAUGAUUCUUUGCUGUUCUAUCCGAGGAGAACAGUAAAGAAAUGGACUCUUGUCCACUGA